AAAGUUGAGUCUAGAAACAAGAGCAAACAAAUUCAAUCGAUAUGGCUAAUCCUAGUUAUUGGCCAUCUCUUCUUAUGUUGGUCCUGGCCUUGUAUGUCGUAGCUGCGCAUACAAGCGCUCAGUACACAUACCCCGCACCAUCACCACCACUGUAUGUAUACAGUUCUCCACCCCCAUACGCGUACAGUCCACCCCCAUCUCCAUAUGGUUACAAGUCUCCCCCUUACGUCUAUAGUGCUCCAACGACAUACGCCUACAGUCCACCACCAUACGCCUACAGUCCACCACCAUCUCCAUAUGUUUACAAGUCUCCACCUUACGUCUAUAGUUCUCCACCACCAUACGCCUACAGUCCACCACCAUCUCCAUAUGUUUACAAGUCGCCACCUUACGUCUAUAGUUCACCACCAUACGCCUACAGUCCACCACCAUCUCCCUAUGUUUACAAGUAUCCACCUUACGUAUAUAGUUCUCCACCACCAUACGCCUACAGUCCACCGCCAUCUCCAUAUGUUUACAAGUCUCCACCUUACGUCUAUAGUUCUCCCCCACCAUACGCUUACAGUCCACCACCAUCUCCGUAUAUUUACAAGUCUCCACCUUACGUAUACAACUCCCCACCAGCAUAUGCCUACAGUCCCCCACCACCAUCUCCAUAUCUUUACAAGUCACCACCAACUUCUCCUUACGUCUACAGUUCUCCUCCAUAUGUUUACCAGUCUCCACCGCCAUCUCAAAGCUAUAAUUAUAGCUCUCCCUCUCCUCCAAUAUACUAACAGACAUACAUGAUGAACUGAGUUUCAAAACAAUUACAGUUUCGUAUAUCAGCCAUCAUAUUCGUGGAAUAUAACUUUUUUUUCUUUCUAAAUUUUCAUAUAUAUAAUAAAUAAAAUGUAUAUCUUUGCUUACAAAGAAGGUGCAUUUUUGUUGUUUG
Messenger RNA from Arabidopsis lyrata subsp. lyrata, 934 nucleotides. RefSeq names its product extensin-2-like. Bases 42 to 776 code for a protein of 244 amino acids. The record is from RefSeq and is a predicted model, not a curated record. Lineage: Eukaryota; Viridiplantae; Streptophyta; Magnoliopsida; Brassicales; Brassicaceae. The transcript has a single exon.